CACUUCACGAAUUUCAUUUGUCAAGUGAGCACGCGGCAACGCCAAGUGGGAAAUUUCUAAUUCUGCAAAAGAAGUUUUUAUUCUGUGACUUUUGUAAGAAGUUUAACAACUAAAAAGCAAAAUGGGCAAGGAUUUCGAUGCUGUUGGAUUCGUCAAGGAUUUCGCUGCCGGUGGUAUCUCCGCAGCUGUCUCAAAGACUGCCGUCGCCCCAAUUGAGCGUGUGAAGCUGCUUCUGCAGGUUCAGCACAUCUCGAAACAAAUCAGCCCCGACAAGCAGUACAAGGGUAUGGUUGAUUGCUUUAUCCGCAUUCCAAAGGAGCAGGGCUUUGGCUCAUACUGGCGCGGUAACUUGGCCAAUGUUAUCAGAUAUUUCCCAACCCAGGCUUUGAACUUUGCCUUCAAGGACAAGUACAAGCAGGUCUUCUUGGGUGGUGUUGACAAGAACACCCAGUUCUGGCGUUACUUCUUGGGCAACUUGGCCUCUGGUGGUGCUGCCGGUGCUACCUCUUUGUGCUUUGUCUACCCAUUGGACUUUGCCCGUACUCGCUUGGCUGCUGAUACCGGCAAGGGUGGCCAGCGUGAAUUCACUGGUUUGGGUAACUGCUUGAGCAAGAUCUUCAAGAGUGACGGCAUUGGUGGACUGUACCGUGGUUUCGGAGUGUCUGUCCAGGGUAUCAUUAUCUACCGUGCUGCCUACUUCGGCUUCUACGAUACUGCCCGCGGCAUGUUGCCCGAUCCCAAGAACACACCCAUUUACAUUAGCUGGGCUAUCGCUCAGGUUGUUACAACUGUUGCUGGUAUUGUGUCCUAUCCAUUCGAUACUGUCCGUCGUCGCAUGAUGAUGCAGUCUGGCCGCAAGUCCACCGAAAUCAUCUACAAGAACACACUGCACUGCUGGGGCACCAUUGCCAAGCAGGAGGGCACAGGUGCUUUCUUCAAGGGCGCCUUCUCCAACGUUCUCAGAGGCACUGGCGGUGCUUUCGUGCUUGUGUUGUACGAUGAGAUCAAGAAGUUCUUGUAAAUUAAAUUAUUAAAUUAUUCAAAAACAAACAACCAACCAACAACAACAACAAUACAAAUAUAACAACAACAACAACAAAACACUACCAGCUAAUUAUAUUAGAUAAAACAAUGAAAAAAAUAAGAACAACAACAACUAUUUGGCCAGAAUAACGCCCCAAACGAUAUAAUUAUGAAAUUAUAUUAUAUAUAAUAACUGGGAA
Drosophila willistoni is the source of this 1223-nucleotide messenger RNA. Its product is annotated as ADP,ATP carrier protein. Gene Ontology annotation, cellular component: mitochondrial inner membrane. Lineage: Eukaryota; Metazoa; Arthropoda; Insecta; Diptera; Drosophilidae. The coding region runs from base 122 to 1021 and encodes 299 amino acids. The record is from RefSeq and is a predicted model, not a curated record. Gene Ontology annotation, molecular function: ATP:ADP antiporter activity. The transcript is spliced from 4 exons. Gene Ontology annotation, biological process: mitochondrial ATP transmembrane transport; mitochondrial ADP transmembrane transport.